This is a messenger RNA of Chanos chanos (milkfish), 807 nucleotides long. RefSeq names its product zinc finger, matrin-type 4a (gene zmat4a). The record is from RefSeq and is a predicted model, not a curated record. Gene Ontology annotation, molecular function: nucleic acid binding; zinc ion binding. Gene Ontology annotation, cellular component: nucleus. Bases 22 to 807 code for a protein of 261 amino acids. The transcript has 7 exons. Lineage: Eukaryota; Metazoa; Chordata; Actinopteri; Gonorynchiformes; Chanidae.
AGUGUCUUUCUGAAUUGGUCAAUGGAUUACACGGUUUCCCUUCAAGUCCAACAUCAGCUCACGGUGUAUCCCACACACGUUUACCAAGGUUACAGUUUGGAGUUACAGAUGAAGUCAACAGAGGUGGACCAGGGCCUUUUCACAGAUAGCUACUGCAAAGUUUGCAGUGCUCAACUCAUUUCUGAGUCACAGAGGGUUGCCCAUUAUGAGAGUCGAAAACAUGCAAACAAAGUCCGUCUAUACUACAUGUUGCAUCCCGUAGAUGGAGGAUGUCCAGCUAAGAAGCUUCGAACAGACAAUGGCAGCGAAGAGGGAGAUGUGGACAAGAAUAAGUGCUGCACGUUGUGUAACAUGUCCUUCACCUCAGCCGUGGUGGCACAAUCACAUUACCAGGGCAAGAUUCACGCUAAAAGGCUGAAGUUACUGCUAGGGGAACCACCCGCUAUCACGGCCAAAGAGGCUCCGGCCAGUCCGGUGAAGACGGCUACCGUGGAGACGUCCCCGGUCACCUCACCCCGACAGCGCGGCGAUUCGGAUCGGUACUGCCAGCUUUGCAACGCCUGGUUCAACAACCCCGGCAUGGCCCAGCAACACUACGACGGCAAAAAGCACAAGAAGAACGCGGCACGUGCUGAGCUGCUGGAGCAGCUGGGGAAAACCCUGGACGUGGGAGAGAUGAAAGGUCUAAAGCGAAGCUACACAUGUGAAGUAUGCAGUGUCACUCUGAACUCUGUGGCUCAAUACCACGCACACCUGCAGGGGUCCAAGCAUCAGAACAACUUGAAGAAUCAGCUGUGCGUCCAGUGA